Paramecium tetraurelia is the source of this 2586-nucleotide messenger RNA. RefSeq lists its product as uncharacterized. The transcript is spliced from 5 exons. The record is from RefSeq and is a predicted model, not a curated record. NCBI's taxonomy places the organism in Eukaryota, Ciliophora, Oligohymenophorea, Peniculida, Parameciidae. Gene Ontology annotation, molecular function: metal ion binding.
AUGUUUGAAAAGAUUGGCUCUAAACUCACUUAUAGGACAUUUGUUGGAAGUUCGAGUAACAAAAGUGAAGCUUGUGAAUUAUGCUAAUAAACUUUUGAUUGGAAACACAAAUAACAUUAAUGCAAACGGUGUUAGAGGUAUGUCUGCUAUAAUUGUGGCCCUGAUAAGGCGAUCAUUCCAUCUCACGAUUUAAAAACUCCUCAUAGAAUUUGUAAAAAUUGCAAAGAUGAUUCCAAACAUUAAGCCUAGUAGAUGGAAGUGGAAAAAUGCAAGUUUGGCUAAUUAUCUGGAAUAGGAAAAAGGUGGGCUUCUUUGGCUCAGGGAGAUGAUGUUGUAAUUGAGAAAGUGUAAGAGGAAUAUUAAAAUUCAUUAUCUAAAAUUUUGAAAAAUGCUAGUAAUGAAACAAAAAAUUAAAUUUAAACCAAUCUAUAGAGAUAUUUUAAGGAGAAUAAAAAAAAUUUAAAUUAUUCUUUAUAUGAAUGGAAUCAUAAGAUGUGUGUAGGAGAAUCGGAAAGUUCCAUAUUAUUAAAAAUAUCAAAUGUUUUGCAUUGUUUUUUUAAAUCUAACCCUGUAAGAUUAACAAGAAAUCUUGUCUUUAUAACCACAUAUAUCUUGUAUUUUUGUGAUGAAGCCAUUUGCUUGGCAUUAUUAUUGUUUUUACACUAAAAAGUACUCCCUUAAAGGUUUCAAUAUCACAAAUUAGAUGCAGAAGAAAACAAACCAAUUGAUUAGGAGGUUACAUUUCUAAUGGACUGUAUAAGGGACUAAUCAAACUCUUAAAUUGAUUCUCUGACUAAGUCAAAAAUAAAAGUAUUUUUAGAUACGCAUUCAUCUGAUAUUCUAACAACUCUUAUGUUUAAUUAUAUAGAAUUUUAUGUUGGCUAUUUUCUCUUUAAUCAACUACUCAUCAAUAAAGAUUUUUCCAUUUAUGAGAAAUUCUUAGCCAAUAUCUGCUUGGAAUUAUAAAAGAGUUUUGCAGAUGCAUAAAUCGAUGAAAUACCAAUCCACAUUAUGAAGCAUAUUUAAUUGGAGUAAUUGACAACUUUCUUAUAAUUCGAAGACCAACAGAAAAGAAAGCAUAGAACUAGUUUAACAAGUAAAGAAUAAUUAAGUCAAUAAUAAUAAAUAUUUAUAUAAUAAAAAUAAUAGGAUUAAAAAGAAUAAUAACAAUAACCAAGAUAAUCAUUGAACAAUAGUUCAUUAGAAUGUGUAUUGGAUUCAUUUAUUGGACUUGUAAAGGAUAAUUCUAAUUCCAAGAUUGAGUCUGUGAUAUAAAAUGAAAAGUAUGAUGUCAAUAAGAAUUAAAUUAAGGAGUUAUAUUAAGCAAUUAAAAAGCAAAAGGAGGAGCUAUUGAACUUGAGAAAUUCAAUAGCUUAUGCAAAAUAAGAUAAUGAUGUGGAAUCUGAAACUUAUAAUUCAAGAAUCUCAAGAAGCUCUAUAAAAUCAGAUAAUGCUGAUAAAUAAAUGAUCUAAUUAUAAGAAAAGAACAAUUUGAUUAUCGAAUUGGAAGAAAAAGUAUAAUAAUAAUAGUAAUUAAUCCAAAGAUACAUUGAUCAGCAAUAAUAGUUGGAAAUGGAUAAUUAAUUCACUGUAAGUAAUUUGAAAGCUCAACUAAAAAGUUAAUAGAAUAGUUAAUUGCUUAAUUAAUAAUUAGAGGAAAAGUAAGAAAUCAGCUAGAGAAAUUUUGAAUAGAAGGAAGAAAAUUACAGAAAUGAAAUUUCUAAAUUGCAAUCUGACAUUAGCAAUUUAAAAUUUGAAAUCAACAAUUUGUAAAUUCAAUUAUAAUAAACUUUAAAAAACAAAACGGAAUUCGAAAGCUAAUUAAAAGAGAAAAUAAGUAGUGACUAUGAAUAAGAAAUAUUUAGAUUAACAGAAGAAAGAGUUUCAUUAUUAAAAAAAACAUCUAUGUUAUAACAGUAAAAUUCAUCUAUGAGUAUUAAAUUGGAAGAAAAAGAUUAAGAAACAUUAGAAUUAAAGUAAUAGCUUGCUGAAUUAAAAAAAAAUGCUGAGGAAAUGAGUUUAUUAUGUGCAAGAAAAAAUGAGUAAACAGAGAAAUUAAACAAACACAUUGAUGAUCUAAACGUACAAAUUUUGGGUUUGAAAAGAAAAGAUUUUGAUUAAAAUUUUAAUUAAACUCAAGUUUAACCCAAUGUUAUAAAAGAAUUCUAAGAAAACAAUAUACAAAUUAGAAAUAAUCUACUAUAGAAAGAGAAAGAAUUAUUUAAUUUAAAAUAGAAGUUUGUAGAAGUUAAUCAAUUAAAGAUCGAAUACUUUGAUUAGAUGUAGAAUUACGAAAGAAUAAACAAAGAAAUCAAUCAAGCCCUAAAAUAAUAUGAGGGGAAGGAAAUACAUUAAUUAAAGUCUUUUUAUGAAGAAAAAAUCUCAUUAUUAGAAUAAACUCAUGAAGAGUAGAUGAAUAGGUUAUUAUCAUAAUUUUAACAAAAUCCUCCAAAGGAGUAGGAGUAAAAAAGUACAACUUAGCAAUAAGUAUUCAGGGAAAGUUAGCCAUUACAAGAAAAGCAAAUAAUUGAUGAGCAACCUGAAAAUUAAAGUAUUGGAUAAACUGAUGAUUGCACAAUAUUCUGA